This is a messenger RNA of Ustilaginoidea virens, 1665 nucleotides long. RefSeq lists its product as uncharacterized. The coding region runs from base 1 to 1665 and encodes 554 amino acids. NCBI's taxonomy places the organism in Eukaryota, Fungi, Ascomycota, Sordariomycetes, Hypocreales, Clavicipitaceae. Gene Ontology annotation, molecular function: magnesium ion transmembrane transporter activity. The record is from RefSeq and is a predicted model, not a curated record. The transcript is spliced from 2 exons. Gene Ontology annotation, biological process: magnesium ion transport. Gene Ontology annotation, cellular component: membrane.
AUGGGUUUUGUUGGGAGCAUCUCCCCUGGCGGGAGCAUAGCUCUCGGGAUUCUCGUCGGGUUAAUCUCGACAAGCGUCCAGAGCCUGGGCCUGACCCUGCAGCGAAAAUCGCACAUUCUCGAGGACGAAAAGGGGCCCCAUGAUGUUCGGCGGCCGCCGUAUCGGAGGCGGAGAUGGCAGCUCGGAAUGGGCAUGUUCGUCAUGGCCAACCUCCUCGGCAGCACGAUUCAGAUAUCGACGCUGCCGCUGCCCGUGCUCUCGACGCUCCAGGCCGCCGGGCUCGUCUUCAACUCGAUAUGCGCCACCUUGAUCCUCAGCGAGCCCUUUACGACGUGGUCGCUCUGCGGCACGCUGCUCGUCACCACCGGCGCCGUCCUGAUUGCCGUCUUUGGCGCCAUCCCCUCGCCGCCGCACGACCUCGACGAGCUGCUCGUCCUGCUGGGCCGCAAGCCGUUCGUCGUGUGGAUGGCGCUGCAGGCGCUCGCGGUGGUGAGCCUCGCCGCCGCCACCGACGCCGUCAACGGCACGUCGACCGUCUCCCGCAGCCCCCGGUUCCGGCUCGCCCGCGGCAUCGCGUACGGCGUCAUCAGCGGGGACGUCUCGGCGCACGCGCUGCUCCUGGCCAAGUCGGCCGUCGAGCUGUGCCUCAAGACCAUCGGGGGCAGGAACCAGUUCUCGCGCUGGCAGUCGUGGGCCAUGCUCCUGGGCCUGGCUUCGCUGGCCCUCUGCCAGCUCUACUACCUGCAUCGGGGUCUGAAGCUGGUCUCGACCUCUGUGCUCUACCCCCUCGUGUUUUGCGUGUACAACAUCAUCGCCAUCCUAGACGGCCUGAUAUACUUUGACCAGGUGAGCUUGAUUCCCCCGCCGCAUGCGGGGCUCAUUGCGCUGGGCACCACCAUCCUCCUCUCCGGGGUGCUCGCUCUCUCGUGGCGGCUCAGCGACGAGCAGCACGCGCCAGGCGUGGGUCAGUCGACGCUGGCGCCGGGUCUCGGGCUCGUGGACGACACCGAAGGGGAGGAAGAGUCUCUUCUCAGCUCAGAGGCGGCCAUGGAGGAGGCCGAGGAGGAGCCUCAUCAACACGACGGCCACGACGACCACGACCUCGACCUCGACCUCGUCCACGACGAAUACCCUCCCGCGUACCAGACUUUCCCCGACGCAAACGGCGACGCAGCAACGCCCUUGACACCGACGCAAAAGAAGAACCGCAGGUGGGCCGAACGGGCCGAACGGGCCGAAAUCUGGGGCCAGCUCGAGGACCAGGAGGAGCCCGCGACGACCCCCGCUGCCCGGUUGCGCGCGGCAACGCUGCCGGGACGGUCCGAGGCCUCGGCGCUCCUCGGCGCCGGCAGACGAUCCGCCAGCGUCUCGACGGCGCUGGCCGACGCGGCCGACCCCGGCAGCUGCGGCUUGCCUCCUCACAGGCCCGGGCGGCGCCGCCGGAGGAGCACGGGGUUUCCGGGCAUCGUAGCGCGGAGGAACCUGCGGCAGCGGCAGUCGUCCACCAUCUCGGGCCCGCUCGGCGGGCUGCUCCAUUCCAUCCCUUGGUUCCGCAGCAGGGGCGAUCGGCCGCCGCCGAGCCGUUCCGUCACAGACGACAACGUGACGCGUCGGCACGGCGGCAGCGCGAGGGACACGGCGCCGCGAGACGAUUCAGCCGUGUGA